This is a messenger RNA of Lathyrus oleraceus (garden pea), 603 nucleotides long. Its product is annotated as eukaryotic translation initiation factor 4 gamma-like. The coding region runs from base 1 to 603 and encodes 200 amino acids. The record is from RefSeq and is a predicted model, not a curated record. The transcript is spliced from 2 exons. Lineage: Eukaryota; Viridiplantae; Streptophyta; Magnoliopsida; Fabales; Fabaceae.
AUGAAUGUCCAAAGCUCAAGAAAGAUAGUUAUAGAAAAAAAAGGAUUCAAGAAAAACUCCUUCAAAACUAAGAAGGGCCUCAUGGAAACCUGGGAUGACUCUGAACCUGACGCCUCAGAAUCUGACUCUGAAGAGGAACAAGCAAACGUUACAUUCAUGGUUACCACAUCUGGAAGUUCAUUCGAAAGAGAAUCUGACUCAGAAGAGGAAGCUGAAGGAAAGGCAAGACUAGAAGCUGAAGGUAAGGCAAGACUAGAAGCUGAAGAGAAGGCGAGAAAAGAAGUGGAAGAGAAAGCUGUUGCCGAGGCUGUUGUUGCUGCUGCUAUUGAAGCUAAAGCUAAAGCCAAGGAUAACACUAAAGAAGCGACACCCAUUGCUGCAAGGGAAGAUGCUAAGGCAAAGGAAGUUGCUUUGACUCAGGGUGAGACCUCAAACUCUGAUCUUGCUUCGUUGGUGCUUAAGACUCUGGAAGAACUCCAGAAGGAAAAAAAUCUUGUGAGAGCCAAACUCGAUCAACAAGACUCUCUCAACUCCAGUAUUCAGACUCUUCUGACGCAACUGCUUCAAAGGAUGCCUCCUCAUCCAAACCCUUACACACCUUAG